UUUCUCAGUGGCCAUCAAAUACAAACGAUUUGAUGACUUGAGAUGGAGUCUGAAUGACCUGCAAGAUUGCUGGAAAUGUCAUUUAUCGCCACUGUCUGGACAGCGUCACAGAAAACUCAGUCCGCAUCUCGAUGACCACAGACCAAUCCAACAAGUAUUCCUCAAAGCUGAGACACUGGACAACCAUAGACUGCGGAGAAGACUAGCUUUGUGCGAGAAAUAAAAAUCAAAGAAUGUCACUUUCAAGCAGGUCGUUGUAAGACUUGGAAAAACUUUAAAAGACUUUAUAAACAAAAUCACAGACACUUGAUAACACAUAUAAAAGUAAUAUAUAGGGAAUUUUAUUUGACAUACAGCAGAAAAAGCGGCUAAAAGGCACUGAAAACGUAGAUAGCUGGUACCGAUAUAUAAAAAGCUAAUAAUGGUUCUGUUCAGUGUUGUCAUAUAAGAAAGAAAGGGCUUGAACAAGAUUCCCGAUCCUUAAAGUGAAGAAAACUUUUCGUCCUAGAAGGAAAUGUUCUUGGUGUAUAGGAAAAAGAUGCCUAUACAAAAUCUGAGUCGAUGAACAUCAAGGGUUAACAUUUGCCGUGAAAGAAAUUGAUUAUAUGCGCGGAGGAAAAAGCCGGAUCAGAAGUCGCGGCACUUAAAGUCAUGGAUUCUCAGAAUCUGUCAUGAAGGAAGUGAUUGUCGCUUGGAAAAAGGCAUAGGCCUGGGCUCAAUUUUUGACGCAAAACAUCAACGAAUUAUCGUGACGGGAAACGACGAAGAAUAUCCUGAGAAAACAGGCCUGAACAGAUGAAGUUGUGCCGCUAGACAUCGAGCGCUUUCAUUUGCCGUGAAAGACAUGGUUGUUGUGUGUGGGAAAGAACAGGCAUGAACACAAUGGAGAGCGAUGGAUUUACUGCUGGGUUGAAGUGCACCUGCCGUGUCAGCGUGUUGGUGGUGUGGCUGCUGUUCUCAUGGGUACCAGGUUCGAAUCCAGAGCUGCGUGGAGCCCCGCCUGGAUGCCUGUUUCCUGACUUUCUGCAGUCUCACGAGCCUGGCAUGGGCGACUGGACCUGGAAGUAUGACGGCGACACUCACGUGGGUCACGUGACCAACGGUAUCUACACCAUCUGCUCCAAGCGGUACAAGGAGGAGCUGGGUCUCACGGGGGAGAGGAUGAGGGACAGCUGUGAGGAAACCAGGCUUAUCCGAACGUGUGUGAAGAAAUUCGGGCCCAACACGUUUGCUGUGAAGCACGGGGGUACAACCAGAGGCCAUACCACGUCAUACCAGUGCAUCCGGUAUGUCAUGCGCAGUGCCACUGUCAUCCAGUUGGCUGUGUCAGACAGGAAGUCCAACGUUUCGGGGAUUUGUGAUCGUAAGUAUAGAGAUACAGAUAAUGACAAACGAGUGGAUGGAUAGACCGAUUCACCAAAAAAUAAGACCCAACAAA
This is a messenger RNA of Aplysia californica (California sea hare), 1438 nucleotides long. RefSeq lists its product as uncharacterized. The transcript is spliced from 4 exons. The coding region runs from base 874 to 1407 and encodes 177 amino acids. The record is from RefSeq and is a predicted model, not a curated record. Lineage: Eukaryota; Metazoa; Mollusca; Gastropoda; Aplysiida; Aplysiidae.